AUGAGGGAACGGGAGGAAGAGAGAACGGGAGAACGAGGGAACGGGAGGAAGAGGGCACAGGAGGAAGAGAGAACGGGAGAAAGAGGGAAUGGGAGGAAGAGGGAACGGGAGGAAGAGGGAACGGGAGGAAGAGGGAACGGGACAAAGAGGGAACGGGAGGAAGAGGGAACGGGAGGAAGAGAGAACGGGAGGAAGAGGGAACGGGACGAAGAGAGGGAACGGGAGGAAGAGGGAACGGGAGUAAGAGGGAACGGGAGGAAGAGAGAACGGGAGGAAGAGGGAACGGGACAAAGAGGGAACGGGACAAAGAGGGAACGGGAGGAAGAGGGAACGGGACGAAGAGGGAACGGGACGAAGAGGGAACGGGAGGAAGUGGGAACGGGAGGAAGAGGGAACGGGAGGAAGAGGGAAUGGGAGGAAGAGGGAACGGGAGUAAGAGGGAACGGGAGGAAGAGGGAACGGGAGGAAGAGGGAACGGGAGGAAGAGUGAACGGGAUGAAGAGGGAAUGGGAGGAAGAGAGAACGGGAGGAAGAGGGAACGGGAGGAAGAGGGAACGGGAGGAAGAGGGAACGGGAGGAAGAGGGAACGGGAGGAAAAGGGAACGGGAGGAAGAGGGAACGGGAGGAAGAGGGAACGGGAGGAAGAGGAAACGGGAGGAAGAGGGAACGGGAGGAAGAGAGAACGGGAGGAAGAGGGAACGGGAGGAAGAGGGAACGGGAGAAAGAGAGCUGCAGUGA
Messenger RNA from Oncorhynchus kisutch (coho salmon), 738 nucleotides. Its product is annotated as octapeptide-repeat protein T2-like. The record is from RefSeq and is a predicted model, not a curated record. The coding region runs from base 1 to 738 and encodes 245 amino acids. NCBI's taxonomy places the organism in Eukaryota, Metazoa, Chordata, Actinopteri, Salmoniformes, Salmonidae. The transcript has a single exon.